Messenger RNA from Solanum dulcamara, 774 nucleotides. RefSeq lists its product as uncharacterized. Lineage: Eukaryota; Viridiplantae; Streptophyta; Magnoliopsida; Solanales; Solanaceae. The transcript has 5 exons. Gene Ontology annotation, molecular function: hydrolase activity. The coding region runs from base 1 to 774 and encodes 257 amino acids. The record is from RefSeq and is a predicted model, not a curated record.
AUGAGGUGGGAGGAGAGUGGUGGGGAUGGGAUUUUUCUUGUGAGGAAGGAUUUUGGAGCUCGAGUAGUUUUCCAUUUUGCACUCCUACACCCUAAUAGAGUUUCAGCAGUUGCAACACUUGGUGUGCCAUUCCUCCUCACUAGUCCAGGAACAUUUCCUCAGGAUCUCCUUCCAAAAGGUUUCUAUAUGUUGAGAUGGCAGGAACCAGGGCGAGCUAAAGCGGACUUUGGGCGUUUUGAUACAGAAACAAUAGUUAAGAACAUAUAUAUUUUGCUCUCUGAAAGUGCACUGCCAACAGCAAUGUAUGAUGAAGAAAUUAUGGACUUGGUUGAUCCUUCUACUCCAUUGCCUGCCUGGUUUACUGAAGAUCUUGCAAACUAUGCAUCUCUUUAUGAAAACCCAGGCUUACAGACUGCAUUGCAGGUGAGGUUUUUGGCGGGUUGGUUAGAAGAAUAUGGAGUUGAAGAUGUCAAAAUCAAAGUUUCCUCUUUGCUUGUGAUAGGAUUAGAGCACUUCAUUUCAACUGGAAUGGUGAAAGAGUAUGUACCUAAUCUUGAAAUCACAUUCUUACCAGAAGGAAGCCAUUUUGUCCAAGAGCAGUUUCCUGAACAGCAUAUCUCUACUUGUACGUUGAUCAAUAAACAAGGCAAUGGUUAUGCAUGCCUCGGUUCUACAUUAUGUUUCCAGAGACUUUACAGCAACAUUCCCUGUUAUUCUCCAUUGAAUCAUUUUGAAUCUGGCUUGGUCAAAGUAAUUAACAGGCAAAUGGGAUAA